ACUAAGCCUACAGCUGACCCUUCUGCUGGGAUUCCCUAAGGACCCUCCGGCUGACUUCACUUUGCCCUUCUCUUCUCCCUGACUUGCCGGCAUCAGAGAAACAUACUGGACCCCACUCCUGAGUCUUUUCCUUCUUCCCUGGGAACUGUGAGAGGCUCUUUCCUCGGGCUCCUAACUUGAGCUGAAGAAUGAAAAGCCUGGUGGUGGACCCUUCAAAUAAAUUCAACGAUUCCCUGGAUGUUUUUGAGCAAUGUGGCAAAGAAACACCUUUGGAAAAUGUUCUUUUUGCCUCCUUUUAUCUUCUGGAUUUCAUCCUGGCCUUUGUUGGCAAUACUCUUGCCCUCUGGCUCUUUAUCCGGGACCAAAAAUCGGGCACCCCAGCCAACGUUUUUCUGAUGCAUCUCGCUGUGGCCGAUUUGUCAUUUGUACUGGUGCUUCCUACCCGACUUGUUUAUCAUUUUUCUGGAAACCACUGGCCAUUUGGGGAAAUCCCAUGCCGCCUCACCGGGUUCCUCUUCUACCUCAACAUGUACGCCAGCAUCUACUUCCUCACGUGCAUCAGCGUUGACCGUUUCCUCGCCAUCGUACACCCUAUCAAGUCCAUCAAACUCCGCAGGCCUCUCUAUGCCCAUCUGACCUGCGCCUUCCUCUGGGUGGUGGUGGCUGUGGCUAUGGCCCCGCUACUGGUCAGUGCACAGACGGUGGAGGUGAACAACACGACCGUCUGCCUACAGCUGUACCGGGAGAAAGCCUCCCGGAAUGCUCUCGUGUCCUUGGCCGUGGCUUUUACCUUCCCCUUUGUCACCACUGUCACCUGCUAUUUGCUGAUCAUUCGGAAUUUGCGCAGCGGCCACCGGGUGGAGAAACACCUCAAGGACAAAGCCAUCAAGAUGAUCAUCAUGGUGCUCAUGAUUUUCCUGGUGUGCUUUGUGCCAUACCAUGUCAAUCGAUAUAUCUAUGUCCUGCAGUAUGAUGGCACCCGGGCCUCCUGUGAGGCCCAGCGGGUCCUGGCGCUCAGUAACCGCAUCACAUCCUGCCUCACCAGCCUCAAUGGUGCCCUGGACCCUGUCAUGUAUUUUUUUGUGGCUGAGAAGUUCCGUGAUGCUUUGUGUAACUUGCUUUGUGGCAAAAGGGCCUUGACCCUGCCACCAAGUUUUGAGGGAAAGACAAAUGAGAGCUCCCUAAGUGCUAAAUCUGAACUGUGAAAGAGAUAUCCAGACAUAAAGCGCUGCCUCUCUGUGUUGGCUAUGUGUGCCUCAGUAGCAGGCUGUCUUCCUGUGCAGAGAGGCCUUCCACUGGAGGCAUUUCUCUGCAUGUCAAAAUAGAAGAAUCCAGCUUCUUCCACAUAAACACAGCCAACCAUCCACCUACUGAGAAAACGGACUCAAAUAUUGGUGGACCACUAAUAUCCGGCUUGGACACCUGAACAGCAGCUUCACCUGUUGUUCAGUUUCUAAUACGUUCUUACAUUUCUGAAAAGCAAGGACUAACAUGUAAUCAAACCAAGACACCUUCCCCCUCAGAAGAAAAAUUUUCAGCUAUGCUCACUUACUGUUACUAGAUACCCUAAUGAUCUCAGCCUAGAUAAAGGGGGGAGGGACAUGAAAAUGGGAGAACAAUGAAAGUCUUUCUCUAAGCUCGAUGCUGACCGCUGAGCUGCUGACCUCCUAUUAUGUUAAGGCAAGAGUGGGGGAGGCUACUCCCCAAAGAAUCCAAGAAAAUGAUCCGAAAAUUGCUCGAGUGAAAAAGAGAGUGCCUUUAAAUGUCUGCUUUGAUGUCUUGGGGAAAGAGGGUAGGAGAGGGAGUGGUGGCGAGGGAGGGAAGAAAUGCUGCAGGGUUCACAUUAUCAGGUGCUUGAUUAUAGACAUCACCGGCUUAGUUUAGUUAACACAGUGAUGUGGACUAUACUUGAUGGGUGAUUACAACUGGACCCAUAGAGACCAAGUCAGGCUGGUCCCCAAAUGACAUCUUAUACGUGUAGCCUAAACCGAGAGGAGACAACUUUCAUUUCUGCUCCAGAGAUUUCCUGAUCUAAUUUAAAAAAAAAAAAGCUCCUAAAAAUUCUUCUUUUUAAAACUUGUUCUGACAAUCUCUUUACAAUUUCCCAACCUGUGUCCUAUACCUCAUGUAAGGGCCUGUGGCUGGCCUGCUCAUCUUUCUUGAGACCUGAGCAAGGGAACAAAACCAUGGCAUGGAUCAUGGAUGCCUUAAAUAGGAUGCACACUCCCUUCCAUUUGACUUUAAGGACAUGAAAUCCAUGGGCUCUAUCGGCAAAACUAAGCAACCCUAUCCAGCACGCCUCUGCCCAGCCCCUGGUGAUCCCCAAAUGAACCCAAGGAAGUCUUCACACCCUCCACAUUGUGUCCUACCUGCCAAGUCCACCCCAUCCCCCCUUCGCCUUCCAUUUGUACAGUGAUUUUCUUUUUUUGUACUUAUGUAUGCUGAUUAUAAAUAUGCAUAGUUUUUAAAGUGUGAAGCUGUAUCAUGUUAUUUUAAUAAAAUUUCUCUCUUCCCCUUGCUAACCACCAGGAAAUCUUCUUUGCCCCUCUUCUACCCCUUCAGCCAAUGGACUUCCUGGGGAUCCUUGAUUCUCACCCUAGUUACAUUCUUCAUAGUUCUAGUCACCACGGUUUCCCAAUCCCAAGUGUGACAUUUGCCUAGGGUUGCCUUCUUGUGCCUAACCCUUAAGCCAGUACUCCCUUUUCCCCCCAUCACACUAAUACUUCACUCUCCUCCACAUACCCUUUGAACCAGUGACACUGACCUCCUGGCUAUUCCACAAACAAGACACUCCAACUCUGAUCCAGGCAUUUUCUGCGGUUGCUCCCAUGCCAGGAAUGCUUCCCUCCUCUGUUCCUGACCUCUGACUUCUCUGGUUUCCUAAGUCCCAAGUAAAAUCCCAUCUUUUUUCAGGAAGCCUUUCUCAACCCCUCUUAAUCCUAUGCCUUCCCUCUGCUAAUUAUUUCCUAUUUAUCCUGUCCAUAGCUUGCUUUGUAUAUAUUUGUUUGCAUGUUGUCUCCUGCAUUAGGCUGUGAGCUCCUUGAAGGCAGUGACCAUCUUUUGUCUCUUUCUGUAUCCCCAGUGCUUAGCACAAUGCCUGGCACACAGAAGUCGUUUAAUAAAUGUUUGUUGAUUAACUAG
This is a messenger RNA of Trichosurus vulpecula (common brushtail), 3141 nucleotides long. It is a transcript of the gene GPR17, whose product is annotated as G protein-coupled receptor 17. NCBI's taxonomy places the organism in Eukaryota, Metazoa, Chordata, Mammalia, Diprotodontia, Phalangeridae. Gene Ontology annotation, cellular component: membrane. The transcript is spliced from 2 exons. The coding region runs from base 189 to 1205 and encodes 338 amino acids. Gene Ontology annotation, biological process: positive regulation of Rho protein signal transduction; phospholipase C-activating G protein-coupled receptor signaling pathway. The record is from RefSeq and is a predicted model, not a curated record. Gene Ontology annotation, molecular function: G protein-coupled receptor activity.